Molecule: messenger RNA, 1848 nt
Organism: Cyclocybe aegerita
Lineage: Eukaryota; Fungi; Basidiomycota; Agaricomycetes; Agaricales; Hemipholiotaceae
Source: the annotation of a GenBank genome assembly
AUGUGUGAUAAUUCUCUCUUCGCUCAGCUCUGUCGAGCAGAGGAGCGACUUCUCUCCUCGAUGACGCAAAGUCCUGACGCCUUGGAAGAAUUUAGUCGUUCUUGGGCCAAACUCCAGACAUCGAUAAACGAAGCUGUUGAGCAAGACACACUGGAUGAAGACACUGCAACCCUUGCACAAACCGUAUCUGCCAGAAUCGAAGUAAUUGCAAGCCUCUUCCUUGACCUGCACACGGAGACGACGGCUUUCUCCUCUUCACUGCAAGAUGACUUGACCGCCAUAUUCUCGAAUCUGACACUGUCUGAGGCUUCGGGUAAGGACACGGAACAAUCGGAAUCGGUCGCAUCAUCGUCUCUCCCACCUUAUAUUGAACCUGCGUAUACAUGGCUAUUGCACAACCUCCACAACCCCUACCCAUCCAAACAGGAGAAGGCCUAUUUUUCGCUACAAUCGGGUUGCAGCCUCAAGGACAUUGAGCACUGGUUCACUAGUGUUCGAAGACGCAUCGGCUGGAAUAACCUACGCGUGCAGCGUUUUAGAAAUAAGCGCUGCCUGAUUGUGCAAGCGGCAACUCGUUUCUUCGAUUCCUCUGCAGAUCCACUGGAUGCGGGCCAACACAUUGCCUUCGCCACUGUCUUGCGUAAUGUAGAGAAUCUCUAUCAGAGGACACUUCACAAAACCUCUCUCACUCCAACGUCUAACGAUCAAGAUCGAACAUAUCCAGAUCGAGGUCGCAGACACACUCUGGCGAGACCCCUUCGUCGUCGCCAGCAGCACACGACAGGGGCUUUUGCAUAUCCAUCCCCCAGCAAUUCGGCCAGCAAUUCUCCAGAACGUUUUUUCUCGUCUCCAGAACCUUCCGCGUCGCCGUAUUCUCCUCCCAUAUCCUGUACCCACAAUCGCAAGCGCCGCCAAUCUAGUAUUACCGACUCCGAUUAUGACAGCAACGACGAAAAAUUACGUCCGUCUAAACGGAGCAGAUCUUCAAUUCUUAGUGACGGCGGCGCCUUUACCUUACCGACGCCUGUGGCUUCUCCAACGGCGUCGUUGGACUCGUCUUUAAGUGAUGUCGGUGAACCCGAAACCCUUAGACCUCCAAUCCUUUCCACGAAACGCAAACGGCGCCUUUCGGAAGGCGAUGAAUCAGAACAUGUGUCCAAGCGACCUCACUCGGCACUAAACAACGGUUCUCGAGUCAAUCAUACCCCGACACAAGAUCAUCAGAAGGCCACGCCCUUUGACUCUUGGCUUCAUGGGACUGAAGAGCGAAUAGUGCUCACGGAUGACAUACCUAAACCAGUAACAGCUGAAACCCCCUACGACGCAGAUGAGCUCGACGUUGCGUUCCAUCAGUAUGAUUACUCCCCCUAUGCAACAGAAUUGAGCCUCGAAGCUGGCAGCACUGGAACUCGGGACUCAAGUCGAACUCCUGAAUCAAUUCCCCACGUCGAUCUGGCCCCUAUCUCCUUUGUGCAAGAAGCUCAAGGCAUCGAUUUCGCGGCAUUUCUUGACUUCAAUCAUGUGUCGCUAAGUCAGGACAGCUCCUUUUUCGCUGAUGCCUCUGCUGGCUUCCAUUCUCCAUUCAAUCAUAUGGACGUACUUCCGGCCAUCUCUAUGGAGCUUCCCUCAGAGUCAUAUCCUUUGCAACUCGAAUGGGCUUCACUUCUCGACAGCCACAGUUCUCUGCUGUCUCCCGGCACAAGCAAGCCCUCCAUCCUCGGUGAUUAUAAUUCACGCACUCUUUCUUCAUUGAUCACAAUGCACCCUGGUGAAAAGUGGGCGAAGCACGAACAUGUCAGUUCUCGACGAGACGAGCUCUGGCAGCUGGGGGCUGGUAUCUCAGUCUAA